Molecule: messenger RNA, 1123 nt
Organism: Procambarus clarkii (red swamp crayfish)
Lineage: Eukaryota; Metazoa; Arthropoda; Malacostraca; Decapoda; Cambaridae
Source: RefSeq, a predicted model, not a curated record
CAGCUUCUAUCAACGCCGUGAACAGCUUCUAUCAUCGCUGGAAACCUUUCUAACGGUACGCGUUGGUGUCUCCUGUGAACCCCCCGCGUUGCAAGGCGUCUGGCGGAGACAUAUCGCACUCUGGAUGCAACCAUUCCGCGUGUCGCCGGAGAUGUUGGACGGACUGCAGGUGUUAGGAGGUCAUCACGUCCCCGUGAGCCCCCCGUGCAGCCCUCCAGCCCCCAGCACCACGCCCCCCUCGCCACCACAGCCCCCAGUGUCACCAGACGACCACACCAGCGCCAGGGACACGCCCGCAACCACAGACUCUUCGGUCUCAGCGUCGCCCGUGAAGACGACGCUGACGGAGACAGCGUCGUCCGUACCGUCAGCGGCGGAGCUCCGACGGUACAGGACGGCCUUCACCAGGGAGCAGAUCGCGCGCCUCGAGAAAGAAUUCUUAAGAGAGAACUACAUCAGCCGGCCGCGACGCUGCGAGCUGGCCCAGGAGCUAGACCUGCCGGAGGCAACCAUCAAGGUGUGGUUCCAGAACCGCCGCAUGAAGGAUAAGCGCCAGCGGUUGUCUCUGGUGUGGCCCUACGCCGACCCGGCCCUCACGGCCUACCUGCUGCAUGCGGCCGCCGCAGCCGCAGCCGCCGCAGCCUACCCGCCCUACCUACCACCCGUCCUCUCCAGCGCCUCACCUUGGGCCGCCGCCGCUAGACUCCCGCAGCCGCAGCCGCUACCUUACAGCAGCGGCGGCAGCCCGACACACGCCCAAUCGUUGUCACGGUACGCGCCGUAUCCACGCCCACAUCCUUCCGUCGUUCCGAUCAGGGCGCCCACGCCCGUCAUCCACCGCCCGGGCACUCAUCUGUCCACCUGUCCCGCUAGGGACGCCCCGAAAGUGGGCGGCGACGGGUGUAUGUGUCGUGUGAUGUGCCCCGCCCUGACCCACCCGGGGCCCAGACCGAGCCUGCUCAGACCAGCGUGUGCCGGGGCCCUGACUCCUGCAGGGGCCCGCAGCAGCAGCAGCAGCCCUACUCCUAGCGAGGGGCCCAGGGGCGUCGCCCCCCAGCAGCAGAAGGCGCCCCAUUCUUUGUUCCAGCCAUACAGAGACGAUCUAGUGUCGUGAGGCUUCCAG